AUGGAGGAAGAAGCUACCUCUUGGAUUAGAAGAACCAACUUUUCCCACACCGUUUGUCACCGUUUCGACUCCUCAAGACUAAACGCCGCCACUUUCACCGUAACCCCAAGGCAAACGAGCCUUCUCCCCCAGCACGAACCGAGCCCUGCAAGUCCCACAACAAAACAAAAUAAUGCAGCUGCGCAAACGGGCCAAAUCCGUAAAAAUCCAACAUCAACCCGCCAACGGGCCGUGUCACCUAACCCGGAAAUAAAGCUUUCGGACACCUUCAAGGAGGCCCGGUUGAGCCAGAGGCGAUUCUCGACCCCCAAUCCACGCGGCAAACCGGGCUCGGGCCACCACAAGUCAUCUAGGAGCACGAGCCCACUUAAGUACCUGACCUCCAUGAAGUUUCAUGACAAGCCCAAGAGUCGUAAGGAGUCGUCCGGUUAUUGGACCAAGUAUUUCGAUCACGGUGUUGGCAGGGUCACGUCCGUUGAGACUGUCGAUGUGGAGAAAAUGGUCGACCUGUCUAAGCUUUUCUUGGGGAACAAGUUUGCUCACGGGGCCCACAGCAGGCUUUAUCAAGGUUUCUAUAUGGACGAGCCGGUGGCCAUGAAAAUGAUUAUGGUUCCUAAUGAUGAUGAUGAUGAUGAAAACGGGGCGCUUGGGGCUCGGCUGGAGAAGCAGUUUGUGAGGGAGGUUAGUCUCCUGUCGAGGCUCCGCCAUGAGAAUAUAAUAAAGCUUGUGGCUGCCUUUCGAAAACCGGCAGUCUUUUGCAUCAUUACCGAGUAUUUGCCCGAGGGCUCCUUAAGGGCAUACCUGCACAAGCACAAGGACCCUCUCCCAAUGCCCAAGCUAAUCUCUUUUGCUCUCGACAUUGCUCGGGGAAUGGAAUACAUACAUUCCCAAGGAAUCAUCCAUAGGGACUUAAAGCCCGAAAAUAUCCUUAUAACCCAAGAUUUUCGCCUCAAAGUUGCCGAUUUUGGCAUUGCCUGUGAGGAAGCUAACUGUGACCAGCUGGCAGAUGAUCCGGGCACUUAUCGAUGGAUGGCACCUGAGAUGAUCAAGCGCAAAAAGUAUGGGCGGAAAGUGGAUGUGUACGGUUUUGGGCUGAUCUUGUGGGAGCUUGUGGCUGGGGCUAUACCGUACGAGGAAAUGACACCUAUACAAGCUGCAUUUGCCGUGGUGAACAAGAACCUGAGGCCAGCUGUACCUAAGGACUGCGCCCCAGCCAUGAAAGCCUUGAUCGAACAAUGUUGGUCCUUGCAGCCGGACAAGAGGCCCGAGUUCUGGCAGAUUGUUAAGGUUCUUGAAGAAUUCGAGUCUUCACUGGCUCUCGAUGGAACCUUGAAUCUCGUACAAAACCCAAUUUUUCAAGACCCUAAGAAGGGAAUCCUACACUGGAUCCAGAAACUCGGUCACCAGAGCACUUCUUCUGGACCUAAACCCAAAUUCACUUGA
Messenger RNA from Striga hermonthica, 1443 nucleotides. The record is from the annotation of a GenBank genome assembly. Lineage: Eukaryota; Viridiplantae; Streptophyta; Magnoliopsida; Lamiales; Orobanchaceae.